GGGAAGCGAGGUAUACGAACUAAACGUAGAACCGCGGGUCUCGGAUCCUCCGAGCUGGGCUUAGAAACGCGGGUGGGGUGAAGGGGGGAAGCGGACGGACCGGUUCUGGAGUCGGCUGUGAAAGUUGUCGGCGGGAGAAGAGGGAAGAGGAAUGGGUUGCGCCCACAGCAAGGAAAAGAAAGACAAGAAGGCUGGAAGGACACAGAAAGACCUCAGCAAGCUCGGGGAUGGGAGAAUCGGUAAACCGCCCACAGAGGACCCGGGCGUGUGUCUGCAGAAGCAGCUGGAGAGGUUCGAGUGGCAGCUGAGGAUUCUGAGGGACGUGCUCUCGGCCAAUGGGGGCCAGCGAAGGGUGGAGCUACUGAAAGAGCAUGCCCAUGAGGAACUGUGCGCCCUGGUCCGGAGCAUUACUGAUGAGGUUAGGACUGAGACCGCCGCUGAGCUGAACGCCAUCCACCAGCAGACGAGUGAACUCGCAGCAGAGGAAGAGAAGAGACGCUUACAAGAGCUGCAGAGUGUUCACGAGCAGGAAAAGACCUUUCUGACGGAGGAAUUCAAGGCAGCCCACGAUGUGUUGAAGGGGAAGUUUGACGAGUUGAACGCUGAGCUGCACGAUUACAAUGAACUGAAGAGGAGAGUCGAAGAAUCUACGUUUAAGAAAGACCUGCAAAGAAAUAUUCAGACCCAUGGUAGCCCAGGUGCAUUCUGGGAGUCUGAACAGGAGUCCCUGCUGUUCGUCAUCGAGAUGAAGACUGAGCGUGUGCAGGAGCAGGCCAGGAAGCUGCAGCAGAUGCAGACUCUGGGGGAGAAGAAUUUGGUGUUGGAGGAUCAGAUGGUCCAGAUGCUGCAGCAGAAUGAAGACCUGAGUGUCCGGAUAGACAGCUACCAGUCUGUCAUCCAAGAACUGUCCAAGGAGCUGCAUGAGCUGAAGGGGGCGCUGGGCAGACAGACAGCCAUGACCCAGAGGCUCUCUCAGGAAAAAGAGCAGCUGGUGUUUAAGCUGAGACACAGGGACUCCCACCCCACCAUCCAGCUGUCCAACAUGGUGCCAGAGAUGACGCCACAUUGACACCUCCGUCUGUUAGCGUCCAGAAACCACAGAGCCUCCGAAGGACUGCAGAGACCUCCUACAGUGGACACGCUGACUUUAAACUGGAUCCCGUGGGGCCUAAUGUACACAGAAAACAAUUUAAGUACUUCCUGUUUCCUGUUCACCAUGUCUGUAGAUCAUGGUGGCCCGGGCCGUACAUCUACCAUUGAAAACAUACUGGAUGAUCAGAGCCACUUGUCCUUCCACAAGCCCACUGUCUUCUGUUAAAAACCAUGUGGACCUCAAGAUGGAUCCCGUUUGAUUCUGUGUAGAUAGAAAACAGUUAAGUCCUGGUGGCUCUGCCAUCCACCUACAAACCAGGGCAGUGAAGAAAUUGCCUCACACACUAUCCAGACUAUGCAUCAUAGUUCAGAAAUGACCAGAAAAGGUUUUCGCACCGGGAAGAAUUUCAACAGACUUGCUGUCCUUCACCAGCGUUUUAGUGAUUUUACGUGUAGUUACACUUCUAGUGAUGUCUGAGAGAAAGCCGCUGAACCUUGUACGCUUGUGGUUGGAGAUUAAGUGCCUUGCUCAAGUGCACUGUGGCAGUAUUUAAUGAACUGAGCUACAAAGCUUUGCUGAACUCCAGCAGGGGGAGUGUUAUUCAUUAAUUGGUAUUCGUUAAUUUAUCCCUAUUUGGCUGUCCCAAAGUCUGUCUACCUGCAGCACAAAAUGACGUUUAGAUGAGCUGGUUUUUAGUGCCUAGACACCUGACGCCUGCCCACAGUGAAGGCUCACCCGGUGUCUACUUCGAGCCAAGGGGAGAAACACCUUCAGAAGGACCCAUAAAGAGUCAGCUAACCACCCUCCAUGUGACGAGGUUCAUGAACCUUUCAUAGGCAGGUUACGAUGAAGUGUUCUUGGGUUCUAACCCACCCCUACAGGUCUGAAGCCAUUUUUAGAAAGUGGGUGUUUGGUGGGUUCCUUCCUGUUUUAAUUAAUUAAUUUAAUUAAUUCUCCAGUUUUUUUUCUAGAGAAAAACUCCCUCCUGUAUCGAAGGUCUGAUGUGGUGUAAGGGUUCCACAAAGACCUUUUCCUUUUAAAAGUUCUUGUGAUCAGACUGCUUUGACUCUCUGCCGGUCAGCAUGUGGCCACAUACACACGUUCAGAAGGCCUUGACAAGUAAAUACCUGUGGACUCUUCUUAUGCUGGACUCUACCAGCACACGCAAACAUACAAAACUGUGACAACCUAGUCCUGCGUUGACCUGAUGCCAAAUGAUUCGUGUGUUCUUGAGUUAAGUUUAAAUUUCCUUUGUUUUAAUCCAGUUGUGUACCAGUUGUCUACCAGUGCCUUUCAUAAUGUUGUUCCGGCUUCAAACCUCGUCAUGCUGUUGGCGUGCUGAGCUGACCUGCCAUGUCGUUCUGCAGCCGUUGGACUGUGAAACCUGUGGGAUGUGUAGCGUUAACACUCCAGCUGAACAUCAGCCGUGUGAAAUAAGUCCACAUCAUCAGCUCUCUGGGUUCAGGAAAAACGGCCCUGUUCUCCAGCAGAUGACCACCAGUCUUUGAGACCAGGCGAAGGGUUUUGAGCAAGUUUCUUAGACUCACGGUCCCAACAUCUCCACACAUUCUUCCCUCAUAUGGGACCAUGUUGACUUUUACCACCGUGAUAAACAGGACAGCAGCACAUUUUCUUUGUUAUGUAACGUGACAAAUGGUUCAACCGAAAUAAUCAAUCACUGUGUACACAUAAGAUGAACAACUACACAACUGUCAGCUCGGAUUGUAUUUUGUUCUUCUAGAAGAUGUGAAAGUUUCCAGUUUUGCCAGUCUAGUUUUUCCAGAACAGGACAGUGGAUCUGUUUUUGUGACAUUCAAGUAACCAAAAAAAACCCUCGCUGUCCGUGUUUAGAUUCUGCUGCACUUGCACUUUGACCAGUAUUCCACUAGUUUCAUGAAUAAGAGACGUAGUAAUUACUUGUGGAGUAGUUUGGAAAGUCUUGACAUGUAGACAAGUUUGACUUCUCCUGCUUGAAUGACUGCUCAGAAAUGUCUUCAGCCUUUGCUACAUGCAAAUGUUUUUUUUUUAUUGCAAUUAAAAGUUAUGGUUUCAACUUAUUUUGAUUUUCAA
Molecule: messenger RNA, 3163 nt
Organism: Lampris incognitus (smalleye Pacific opah)
Lineage: Eukaryota; Metazoa; Chordata; Actinopteri; Lampriformes; Lampridae
Gene: ccdc69
Product: coiled-coil domain containing 69
Exons: 9
Coding region: 152-1069 (305 amino acids)
Cellular component (GO): cytoplasm; nucleus
Molecular function (GO): microtubule binding
Source: RefSeq, a predicted model, not a curated record